Staurois parvus is the source of this 404-nucleotide messenger RNA. Lineage: Eukaryota; Metazoa; Chordata; Amphibia; Anura; Ranidae. The record is from the annotation of a GenBank genome assembly.
GACACAGCUGAUCACCGAUCAAUGGAAAGAGCGGAAGAUGUCGGCUUGGUCAUGUGAUCAGCUGUGUCCAAUCACAGCUGAUCGCAUAAGUGCCACCUGUCAGUGCCCAUCAAUGUCAGCUGUCAGUGCUCAUCAAUGCCACGUGCCAGUGCCCAUCAGUGCCUCAUCAAUGCCACAUAUUAGUGCCUACCAGUGCACAUCAAUUUCACAUAUCAGUGCCCAUCUGAGCUGCCUUUCAGUGUCACCUAUCAGUGCCAGUCAGUGCCACCUAUCAAUGCCAGUCAGUGCCACCUAUCAGUGCCAGCCAGUGUCACCUAUCAGUGCCAGUCAGUGCCACCUAUCAGUGUGCUUCAGUGCCGCCUAAGAGUACCAGUCAGUGCCACCUAACAAUGCCAGUCAGUGCC